AACAACCUUUGAGGUUAGUUUUUUACGAAGAUCGGUACCUAUUCGGUUGACGGUCAUUCUUUAACGGCUACUUGAUAGUUGAUACUUCACGGUUACAUUUUACGAAUUCGCGUCUACGUAUAGGUACUUACGUUAUUUAAUAUUUACAAUGUAAAAUUAUAACAUUUACAGCGACGAGAUUAUUUCGUGAAAUUCCUGUUGGAUUCACAACAACAUAAAUCGGGAUAAUGUUUUCAACUAAAUUAUUGCCAAUAAUACUUGGCAUUUUAUGUAUUAAUAAUACUUUUGGAUCUAAACUCAACGUUCCCCGCGUGUUGUUACCGGUAUUUGACACGUUCUCCGUGAAAUUUAAUGUAGAAGUGACAGACGAUGGCUGUUACAAAUGGUCAAUAUUCAGAGGUGAAAAUAUUAUCAAACUCGCUCCCUUGGAUGUGAAUCCAACGCUUGGAUGUUCGGGUAAAGUUGCUGUGUCUUCAUUAACAAAUGAGAAAGUGCGCAGAACAGCCAUUUUAUUCGGAGAGGAUGCUAUUUCUGGUGAAAAAAUACGUUGUGAUGUCAUCGUUGAUACUAUUAAGUCUUUACAGAUUUCUUCAAAGACUAGAGAGCUAAUUGUUGGAGAUGCGCCAGAACUUUUUGAAGUAUCUGCAUUUGAUGAUCAAGGAAAUAAAUUUACAACAUUGGAUGGUGUAGAAUUUAAUUGGUCUUUAAAAGUGCUUAGAAGUCCUAUAAACACAGUUUUAAAAUUCAUAUCAUUUAAAGAUUCUUCAUAUAGAACGCCACCAGAUCUUUAUGAUCUAGAUCAAAAAAAUAGACAAGGUCAUAUGGUUCUUGUUGAAGGAGUUAAAACUGGAUCAGUCUUAGUUUCUGUGAAAUUGUCUAUGUUUGAUGAGCCUACCACACAACUUGAACUAUCAGUCAUUGCAAAUUUAAGACUCGAACCAUCCCAUGUUGUUAUUUUACCUGGGGAUCUUAUCCAAAUUGAUAUAUAUCAAAUACAAAAUGAAAAGUUAGUAAAGAUCCAACUACCUUCCAGUCAAUAUUCUAUAGAAACCGAUAAAUCAACAACUUCAGGUUUACUGAAGACUGAAAAUGACAGUGGUCUCUUUCGUGGUCUUAAAAAUGGUCAAGUUAGGUUAAAUUUAAUUGAUAAUCAGGCUGAAUUCAAAAACGAUACUAUUCCUAAAUCAAUCAGCAGUUUUGUUAGUAUCUCAAAUGCAGAUUAUUUGUCAAUUGUUGUUAAACCUUAUAAUCGACGUAAUUUAAUCAUUAAUGGUAUAUACGAAUUGGAAGUUCAUCUAUUUAACAAUCAUAAUCAGUCCAUUAAUAUUGGACCCAAUGUGAAAGUAAUAAUGAAUUUACCCGAAGAGUAUUUUGACGUAUUGGAAACGUCAAAUAAUGGAUCAUACGUUAUUGUCCAACCUAUUAAAUUAGGAUCGCCACAAAUAGAAGCAUCAUUACUAAAACCAUAUGAAGAUUCUAGAUCUUCUGCUAGAACUUCUGUAUCUAUUUAUUCAAGAGUGAAAGUUAAACCAGAUUUAAUUGUUUUUCCGUGGCAUGCAAACCUAAACAACAAAUUACAAUUUGCAUUAGAAGCUACUGGUGGAGAUAAGAAAUAUACUUGGAAUAGUGACGAUGUUACUAUUAGUACAGUUUCAUCUAAUGGACUUGUUACAGUUCAAGGAUUAGGAAAAACAAAUAUAUCAGCUACAAUGACAAGAGAUUCAUUAAAUCGAGAUAGUGCUAAUAUUUUUGUUCUCGAACCAGAUGAUUUAAAAAUAAUUGCUCAUCCUGUAGAACAAGAAGUAGGCAAAAAUAUUAUUUUAUAUAUGCAUCUAUUUGCAAAAGUACCUGGAGUUGAAGAAGAAUUAAGUGUUACAAAAUGCAAUCAUGAUCAAUUUAAAGUUGAGAUUGAAAACUCUCAAUUUAUAUUGCAAAAUUUUGACCAUAGUUUAAAUAAAUCUUGCACCGCAUUUUCCUUACGUUCAGAUUCAGUGGCUUCUUCCAAAGUAACAUUCACAUUUCAUACAAGUAGUACAAUUUUAAAAGCUUCAGUUAUUGUGAGUACAUAUAAGAAAUUAGUUCCAUUACGCCCAGAAUCUAAACAUACAGUGUUAGCACCUGGUUGUUCAACUACCUUGUUAUUCUAUGGAGGUCCUCAACCUUGGUUGGGCCAUAGUGCUGGUUAUAAUGUAGAAUUUAAAGUUGAUGAAAAUUUGGUGACAUAUAAUGAGCUUCCUGUGAUUCGAGAUGUUGAUGGACAUAAAACUUAUGCAUACACUAUUACAUGUUUAAGUUUUGGGUCAACUCGAGCAAAUCUAACUAUCAAGAGUAAUCCUGUUAUUAAUAGAUUUGAAUCAGAAAUAAUAUCACAGACUUCAGUAGAUGUUGUAUGUGCAUCUCCAAAGUUUGUAAAAGUAUUUGUAGCAGAUACAGACGACGAUUGUCCAAUAUCUAAGUCUUCUAAUAAUAUAUUAGCUUAUAUACAUGAACAAUUAUUUGUUCGGAUUAAUAUAAUUGAUGAAGAUGGGAAUAUUUUUGAUAAUGCUACAAUGAUAAAUGCAAGCUGGGUUAUUACAGAUUCUGAUCUUGUAAGAGUUAUUGAUUCAUUUAAUUUGAAUGAAAUUACAGAGUAUGGUUUCCAAUUUCCUAACUAUCAUUAUAGUAUUUUAGAACCAUUAAGUAAAGAAGGCUCUACUGAAGCUGUUUUUCAGUUAACUGGAUAUAAGAAACCAUUUGUUGUUCCAAAUAGCUCACGGUUUGGUUCUUUUCUAACAUCUAAUGAUGAAGUAUUUGAAAUAAUUCCAACUAUUAAACAUUCUAUAUCUUUCCUUUUAUUCGAUAAUCCUCGCUUAACACAUGAAGAAAUGUUGGUUAUUAAUAAUCCUGGGAUUAAAAAAUCAAUUUAUGGUCAUCAAGGAAGUGGAUACUUUAAAAUACAGUUAAGUACACAAACAGUAGCCAAAGUAACACAUAAUGGAGGAAGACAAAUAGACAUAAGUCCAUUAACUCCAGGGGAUUUGGUAAUGAGUAUUAAAGAUCUUUGUGUCAAAUCUAAGCCAGCUGAAGUUACAUUUAAAGUACGAAAUAUCCAUAGUAUGUUACUAUUAACAAAUACUUUAGUUGAAAUUGGAAGAAACAUAAAAGCUAUUGUAAAACUCUAUGAUUCUGAAGGCCAUUCUCUUCCCAUUCAGCCAGGUGUAGUAAAUAUUCGACCAGUAAUUGAAGUUAAUUCCAUGUUGACAAUUAAACCAGAAUUGAGUAUACCUGAAAAGACAUAUGAAACAGAAUUUUCAAUUAUGGGAUCAUCAUUGGGCAAAACAAAUCUAUAUUUUGUUGCUGAUAUAUCUCCUAUGGAACAAAUUCAUACGCAAACUACCUCUAUUCAAGUUUAUUCUAAACUUAGGUUAUCUCCUAAAAAUUUAACAUUGGCGGUUGGAUCAAGUUAUCAGCUAACAGUUUCUGGUGGACCACAUUUAGAAAGUGUUUUUGAAUUUAUUUCUGAAGAUGAACAAAUUACCAAAGUUUCCAAUGGAGGAAUAGUUAAAGGUUUAAAAGUAGGAUCUGUUAAAAUAACUGGUAUAGCUGUAGGUGUUGAUGUGAUAAGUGGAAUGAAUGUUAUAUAUUCUAAAGAUACAAUAACAAUUAGAGUAAUUAAAUUAAAUAAUGUUAAAAUUGAAGUGCCAUUAUUAAAAUUGAAAGUCGGGGAAGUGAUGCCAGCUUGGGUUCGUGGUAUACCCGAUUCUUUAAAUCCUAUUAUAAUUGGAACUAUUCAUCCAUCUUUAGUAUUCCAUUGGACCACAUCAUCAGCUGGAAUUGUUCAAAUUUAUGACAUUUUAGAAAAUACAGGAAUACUAGUACGCGAACAAGAUAGAAUAUCAAUUCGUGUUCGUGCUGUCAAAACGGGAAACACAAGAAUUAGUGUUUCAGUAUCAGACCCAUCUACAAAGGUUGUUUUUACGAAUUUCAUCGAUAUAACUGUGUAUGAAGAGUUACGUUUGAUUUCACAUGACUUGUUAUUAAAUAGUUUAUUAGUUACUCCAAAUACUGAAUUCACAUUAAUGACAAAUAAAAACAAAGUAGCCAAACAAUCAUUCCAGAUUAUUGGCAAUUCUAAAUUGGAUAAAAGACAUAAUGCAUUAAAUGCAUUAGCAAUUUCUGUUGAUGAAAACUCUGGAAACGUUAAAACAACAAAUGAAGUUGGUCGUGCUCAUGUAUUUAUUACUUCAACAGAAGAUUUUGAUAUAACACAAUCUUUAGAUGUGCCCAUUGAAGUAAAACAUGUGAACUAUAUUAUGAUAAAUAUUGAAACCAAUAUAAAUUCAAAAGAUUCUUCACAAAUGUCUGUUCUACCAAGUGGAAUGAAUUUGAAAUUAAUAACGUCUUAUCAUGAUGAAAAAGGAGCUCAGUUUAAGGCUGUUAAUUCUGAUUUAAAAUUCCUUACAAGUCAUCAAAAUAAGAUUUCAAUGACACCGGGUGAUCAAAAACAUAUUAUGGAAGUUUCUUUGUUUGAAUCUGGUGAAGUAAUAUUAAAAGUUUGGGAUGAAGGAGUAUAUCACUUUAAAGAAGAUUAUAUUAAAUUCCAUGUUGAACAUCUCAUAUAUCCCAAUAAAGCUACUGUUACUGUUGGAGAUGUUAUAUGUUUUUUAAUGCCUGUACAAUUCAGUGAAGAAGAUGCUAGUGAGUGGGUAUCAGAUAAUUUGAAAACAUUAUCUGUUGAUAAUUCAUCAGGAUUUAGUGUAGCUAUGGCACCUUCAGAAGUUUUUGUGACCUAUUCUAAUAAUAAAUUCACGACAUCUACAAGCAUUAAUAUUUUACCAAUCAAAACCAUAAUGAUUUUGCCUUUUGAGAAAAAGACAUUAAGCAACAGCGCUAUUAUUGAUAUUCCAUUAAUUUUACUGAACGAACAAGAGUCAGUGUCAUUAGUUAAAAAUAAAAAAGGAAAUAUGUGGGAAUGGCGUGAUGAUGAUUGUUCGAAUCGGGAGAAUACUGUUAAGCGUUUUCCAUUUGUUUGCGAUGUUCAUUUUGAAUCUAUUUUAUCUAGUCAAUUGAAAACUCCUUCAAUAAGUCGUGUAUUUGAUGUCAGUCCUCAUUUUAACAAAAAAACAGGUUUUUACAGUUGUAAAUUGACACCCCUUCCAAUAAUUGACCAGGAUUUGAGUCUUUUUGAAGCUAAAAUUACCAUUCAGGUUUCUACUGGGAGUGUAUUUACUGAGCUUAAAGAUAUUACAUUCUUACCAUCUGUCUUUAUCAACAAAAAAGAGUUGUUUUUUGGCCAGUUCAGUGGCAAAGAUAAACUUAUUAUAGUCGGUUUACCUCAAGUUCUAUCACAAAUCAAGGUUACAUCUAGCAAUGAUUCAUUUGUGCUUCCAAUGCUGUCAAAUGAAAGCCAAAAUGAAAAAGUUUAUUCAUUUGAUGUGAGUGAUAGUUUUUGGAAUAGUCAACAUUUUGAUACUUAUAUUAUCGUAUCAUCAAACUUAACUCACCAAAAUAUUAAGAUACCUGUUGUGACAUCUCGUUCAUUAAAUGAAUAUGAUUUUUCAAAAUCUAAAUUGCCCAAUGCCAAUCAACAUGAUACUAAAAAAACUCAACAGUCACCACUGCCAGGACUGUUCUCUGGUUUUUCAAAUAGUAUAUUUUCAAACCCAUACAUCAUUGGUUUGGUUACAGUAAUAAUUACGUCUUUAGUUGUUUAUUUUUAUGGAUUUUCAUUGAACAGCAAAUAUAUUCCUCUUAUUAAAAGUCCACAAAAUUCACCAUCUCCUACACAUGUAGGAUUCUAUAACAGAAGUUAUUCAAGCGACCACAACAAAUCUCCUGCAUUGAGUCUGAAUAGAUCAUAUACAAGAUUGCAAUAAAUUUUGUUCAAAAUAAUUAUGACACAUUAACAGCGUUAAGUCUGAUAUCAAACAGACAUAACAGGCUGUUUUUUUUUUUUAUGUAUAAUAUAAAUGUCACUGUAAAUAGUAUGUUUAUCGUCUUCUAUAGACUUGUAGAAUUUAUAUUUCUGUAAUUAUAAUGUAAUAUUUUUAAAAAACAAAGUAAAAUUAAUAUUAAAUUUA
This is a messenger RNA of Rhopalosiphum padi (bird cherry-oat aphid), 6059 nucleotides long. RefSeq names its product nuclear pore membrane glycoprotein 210 (gene Gp210). The transcript is spliced from 18 exons. Gene Ontology annotation, cellular component: nuclear pore. NCBI's taxonomy places the organism in Eukaryota, Metazoa, Arthropoda, Insecta, Hemiptera, Aphididae. The record is from RefSeq and is a predicted model, not a curated record. The coding region runs from base 228 to 5855 and encodes 1875 amino acids.